AUGGCUCUUCCUGUAGCGCAUGUGCGGCCCAGAACAUCUAAGGGCAUGAUAGACCUGUUAUUGCCCAACAUCACCCUGCUUAGCGCAGCCGUAGGCUCCGCUCCUGCUGGUGCCCUUCCGUCAGUUCUUUUAGAUUUCAUCCUUCAUUUUCGGGACCAGACCCUGAUUCCCUGCUACCCAUGGUAG
Molecule: messenger RNA, 186 nt
Organism: Phycomyces blakesleeanus NRRL 1555(-)
Lineage: Eukaryota; Fungi; Mucoromycota; Mucoromycetes; Mucorales; Phycomycetaceae
Exons: 3
Coding region: 1-186 (61 amino acids)
Source: RefSeq, a predicted model, not a curated record